AUGCAUCGAGUUGAAAAUCGAACAAGUGCUCUUUGGAGUGUCAGCUAUUUAUCUGAUACAACUCGUGAAUCGAAAGCUGCUGGAACAAUAUCUGAUAAUGAGAUUGAUGAGAUUUUAACUGAAGCUAAAGAACGUACAAAAGUUUACGGUGAACCAAUGCCUACAUUAUUCAAAGAGACAUUACGUAGCAGUGUUGCUGUUUUCAAUGCCAAAGAUAUGACACCCUUUCGAAAUCAUGGUUCAGUUAUUUUCAUUGGUGAUGCUCAACAUGCUAUGAGUCCAUUUGCUGGGAAUGGAGCAAAUAUGGCUAUCAUGGAUGGUUAUCAACUUGCAGAUCAAUUAGUUCAUGCUAAAGACUUAACGACAGCAAUACAGUCUUAUGAUUAG
Rotaria sp. Silwood2 is the source of this 387-nucleotide messenger RNA. NCBI's taxonomy places the organism in Eukaryota, Metazoa, Rotifera, Eurotatoria, Philodinida, Philodinidae. The record is from the annotation of a GenBank genome assembly.